Molecule: messenger RNA, 880 nt
Organism: Artibeus jamaicensis (Jamaican fruit-eating bat)
Lineage: Eukaryota; Metazoa; Chordata; Mammalia; Chiroptera; Phyllostomidae
Gene: SPMIP5
Product: chromosome unknown C10orf82 homolog
Exons: 5
Coding region: 7-708 (233 amino acids)
Source: RefSeq, a predicted model, not a curated record
AAAAUCAUGGAGUCUUCCAAGCCCUUCAUGAGACAGCCGCCAAUCACACCAGGCUACAGUGGCUUCAUCCCGUACCUGAGCUGCGAGGGAACCUCCGCUGAGGACCGCAUGGGCCAGUGUCUGCAAGCCUUCCAGGAGAAGACGCAGCGCUACAAAGACCAGCUGGAGGAAUUACGCUGCUCCGUGGCCACUGCCCCGAGGCUGAAGCCCAUCUGCUCAGAGGAGACAGUCCUGCGGGCACUGCACCAGUACUAUCGGCAGCAUCACCCCCUCAGUCUGGAAUGCAAAGUCAUGAAGAAACCUCUCCAGGAGCCCCCGAUCCCCGGCUGGGCGGGCUACCUGCCAAGAGCCAGGGUCACUGAGUUAGGCUGCGCCACACGGUACACCGUCAUGGCCAGAAACUGCUACAAGGACUUCCUGGACAUCCUGGAGCAGGCCAAGAGGGCACCUCUGAAACCAUACGAGGAAAUAUAUGGAGUUAGGUCCACGCAACCUCCUCCUGCUCCUCCUUCAAGAGUUUUGCACCGUGAAGGGUUGCUGCCAAAAUACCCGGACUUUUCUGUUCCAGAUGGAAGCUGUCCCGUCCUUGCAAAACCCCUGAGAGAGGACCCCAGACCCCCAGCGCCGUCUGGCAGUGUCCAGACACCACGCAGCAGCGCAAAGGUUUAUCUGGAGCCACUGUCCUCCGCCAAGGAUGCAGAAGGCUAAUGCGGAGAGCCUCCUAAGGGGCUGACCUCUAGGGGGCGCUCCCAAACUUGCCAUUCUUACGAGAGCACCAGCCCCUCACCCAUGCCCCAAGAGGCACUUUGGGACAUUUCCUAACUUAAGAAUUUUUUUUUUUUACAGACACCAGCACGCUAGCUGGUUAGCAAUAGCAUGC